Molecule: messenger RNA, 633 nt
Organism: Plasmodium cynomolgi strain B
Lineage: Eukaryota; Apicomplexa; Aconoidasida; Haemosporida; Plasmodiidae
Exons: 1
Source: RefSeq, a predicted model, not a curated record
AUGUUUAUUCUUAGCAAAAUAUCAAUUUACAAAAUGAUGCAGAUACAUAGGGAGAAUCAACGAGAUCCUUCUCGGGAACAGGAAAAUUUGUUUGAUAAAUAUAUUUUGUCUCUUUUUCAAAAGGAGAAUUAUCAAAGGAAAAACACUGCCUUGCGGUUGAAGACAAUUCGACGGGGACAUAACCCUAGGAAUGCCAUUAACAUCAACGAUGUGCUCACGCCGAUCAGGUUGAAAAUGAAGAAGAAACGAGGGGAGACUGUAACAGAUGACUCGUCUGGCUCACCUCUGGCGCAGAAGGGCCUCAACGCGAAAAGGCCAACAACGAAGAAUGGGAAAAAUAUUCAAGCGAAAUGUGGAAAGGUGCGCGAACUGGUGAAGGCGAAGAAGGCUAUUCCGGGGGAUGAAGUUAGGCAGAUCAGGCAAAAGGUGGCUAUGGGGGGCGUGCGUCGAAAGGAGAAACUGGAUUUAACAGCAAAGAAGGCGAACCAGUUAUCAUCAAAAGAGACGGACGUAUCCCGAUCACAAGAGAUGGCCCAUCUGCGCUCAAACACUAUGAAGGCUUUACGCGCAAAGGCAAUGGACGAACUGUACGUACGGGCGAAGGAAAAGAUACGCCAAAAAAACAUGGACGAG